AUCGCGCUGCUCCUCGGCGAUGACGUAUAUGUUGCGCAGGCGCAGGGUGGGGAGACCUUGGAUAAGUCUUACCAGGCGUUCAGCGGAGGUGAAAACCCCUGGUUGGAGGGACGGGACCGAGGGACGAUGCAGAGUUGGAGCCGUGUGUACCGCUCCUUGGCCAAGAAAGGCCAUUUCAAUCGAAUAUCUCAUGGCCUACAAGGAGUUUCUUCAGUUCCUUUAAGAACUUAUGCAGACCAACCAAUUGAGGCUGACGUGACAGUGAUAGGUUCUGGCCCUGGAGGAUAUGUUGCUGCCAUCAAAUCUGCCCAGUUAGGCUUUAAGACAGUCUGCAUUGAGAAAAAUGAGACACUAGGUGGAACAUGCUUGAACGUUGGUUGUAUUCCUUCAAAGGCUUUAUUAAAUAAUUCUCAUUAUUACCAUAUGGCCCAUGGAAAAGAUUUUGCAUCUAGGGGAAUUGAAAUACCAGAAGUUCGCUUGAAUUUAGAGAAGAUGAUGGAGCAGAAGCAUUCUGCAGUAAAAGCAUUAACAGGGGGAAUUGCUCACUUAUUCAAACAAAAUAAGGUUGUUCACGUCAAUGGAUUUGGAAAGAUAACUGGCAAGAAUCAAGUUACAGCUACAAAAGCUGAUGGCAGCACUCAGGUUAUUGAUACCAAAAACAUCCUUGUAGCUACGGGCUCAGAAGUUACUCCUUUUCCUGGAAUCACGAUCGAUGAAGAUACUAUAGUGUCGUCUACAGGAGCUUUAUCCUUAAAAAAAGUUCCCGAGAAGCUGGUUGUUAUUGGGGCAGGAGUGAUUGGUGUGGAACUGGGUUCAGUUUGGCAAAGACUUGGUGCAGAUGUGACAGCAGUUGAAUUUUUGGGUCAUGUGGGUGGAAUUGGAAUUGACAUGGAGAUAUCAAAAAAUUUUCAACGUAUACUUCAGAGGCAAGGAUUUAAGUUUAAACUGAAUACAAAAGUUACUGGUGCCACCAAGAAGUCAGAUGGAAAAAUUGAUGUGUCUGUCGAAGCUGCUUCUGGCGGUAAAGCUGAAGUUAUCACUUGUGAUGUACUCUUGGUUUGCAUUGGUCGGCGGCCCUUUACUCAGAAUUUGGGGCUAGAAGAACUUGGAAUUGAACUAGAUCCCAAAGGUAGAAUUCCAGUCAAUAACAGAUUUCAAACUAAAAUUCCAAAUAUCUAUGCUAUUGGAGAUGUGGUUGCUGGUCCAAUGUUGGCUCACAAAGCAGAAGAUGAAGGCAUCAUCUGUGUUGAAGGGAUGGCAGGCGGUGCUGUGCACAUUGAUUAUAAUUGUGUGCCAUCAGUGAUUUACACACACCCCGAGGUUGCUUGGGUUGGCAAAUCAGAAGAACAGUUGAAAGAAGAGGGUAUUGAGUUCAAAAUUGGAAAAUUCCCCUUUGCUGCAAACAGCAGAGCUAAAACAAAUGCUGACACAGAUGGCAUGGUGAAGAUUCUUGGACAUAAGUCAACAGAUAGAGUUCUGGGAGCACAUAUUCUAGGACCAGGUGCUGGAGAAAUGGUGAAUGAGGCGGCCCUGGCAUUGGAAUAUGGUGCUUCCUGUGAAGAUAUAGCUCGAGUCUGCCAUGCGCAUCCGACCUUAUCAGAGGCUUUUAGAGAAGCAAACUUGGCUGCAGCUUUUGGAAAACCAAUCAACUUUUAAUUAGAAGAUUGUUUUUCUUAAAAUCUGGAAGCUUUUGUCAACAUUACAUUUUUGAACAGGAUAAUCUUCCAGUUCCAAGGAUUUGCAGGAUGAAAUUAUGAAACUUGUGGAAGGUCUUUAGUAGGUUUGAACAGAAUGGGAUAACCAUGUACCUAUAUGUCACGUAUCUUGUUCCAGGGCAUUAAUGCAAACAGAAAACUACAUAUAGAAGAAUCCUGGAAAGUUUUUGACCUGUUUUCAUACUGUCUACGAGAUUCAACUUCACUGAAUUAGCACUAAUAGAUUUUACCUCUAAUUUAGUGGAGGUGAAUCUGUUGACAAGGAAGGAGCUGGAGAAUAUGUGUGAACAACUUGAAGAAAACUGGCAAAGUUACUUUAAAUUUGGUUUUCAUAUUGGAAACGAGUCAGUGACUAGAACAAGAUUCAAAUAUGUACAAACAGCUUAUGUAAAUAAAACUGAUUGUCUCUCAUUUAUUUAACUUCCAAAUUCCUGGCAGUUUAAGAGGUAGAAAUACAUGUUACCUAAAUGAAGAUUUUUGUCUACAGAAGUAUUAAAUGGAGACUCAUGAUUAUACCAGGGAAUGAAGAUACCAAAAUAAACAUGUCUUAAAUAUUUAUUUACUGGUUAUUCUGAGUGUAUAUUAAGAUUGUUCUAAUUCUCACUACCUCUGAUUACCUUUUAUUUUGAAUUGUCACGUCUGCAGCACUGAAUGUUCACACUGUCCAACA
Molecule: messenger RNA, 2385 nt
Organism: Mus caroli (Ryukyu mouse)
Lineage: Eukaryota; Metazoa; Chordata; Mammalia; Rodentia; Muridae
Gene: Dld
Product: dihydrolipoamide dehydrogenase
Biological process (GO): pyruvate metabolic process; 2-oxoglutarate metabolic process
Cellular component (GO): mitochondrion; oxoglutarate dehydrogenase complex
Molecular function (GO): dihydrolipoyl dehydrogenase (NADH) activity; flavin adenine dinucleotide binding
Source: RefSeq, a predicted model, not a curated record